AUGGGAACAGUUUCCAUAUUUGUUCCAAUUCCGAAGGUUACAAAGUUGGAGCUGGUUUUUAGAGAUGAGGUGUAUUUGGCAGGUCAGAAUAUUGAUGGGGAGGUCAUCUUGGAGCUGAGUGACACUUUGUUCCUUUAUUCUUUGAAGCUGAAGUUCGCUGGCAAAGGGUUUGUGGAGUGGAUUGAGGAAACUGAUCAGUCGUUGGAUUACACCAGGGCAGUCCACUGCAGUAACAAAGAAGAUUACUUCCAUCAUAUCCUCACACUGUGGGGAGCAGAUCACGAUGCUGAAGGGUUGGAGCAGGUCCUGGUUGCUGGUCCCCACAGUUUCCAAUUCAACUACAAGCUGUCCUCAGACAUUCCUUCCUCCUUUACCAGCAAACAUGGGAAAAUACGGUACUACCUCCGGGCUUUCUGCACAGCAGUCUCGGGGACCUUAGCGCAGGUGGAAAAGGAACUAAGAGUACAGGAAACAUACAACCUUAACCUUGAUCCACAAACCAAGCUCCCUGUGAUGGUUGAAGCUGAAAAAGGGGUCUCGUACCUAUGCUGGACAUUCCCAGGGAUUUCUUUAAGAGUCUCGAUCGAUAAAGGCGGAUUCGUCCCUGGCGAAGAAGUCAUCAUUACAUCCCACAUCAACAACCGGACACCAAAGAACGUCAAGUCAAUAUCUUACUCUCUUUACUCCGAGAUCAAAUACAAAGCCUUCAUCCAAGAGGCCUUUUGCGACCACUUCCGGGAAUUUGUGGAGAAGAUGACAAUGAUCAAGACAAACCCUACCGUCGACAUUCCGCCCAGGAACGACACAAAAAUAGUCGGAUUGUUGCAGCUGCCCAGCCCCCUGAUUGUGAGUGACAUGUCCAGGUGUAGGAUUAUAUCUGUACAGUACUGGCUAGUGGUGGCGAUUUCCAUCCCAGGCACUCGUACAUCUGUGUCAGUCUCAGCCCCCAUUAAAAUUGGAACCACUCCAGUACAAUUGUACAAGUAGUACAAGAGAAUGGCGGUUGAUUGCGAUGGAUAUAUAUAUAUUUUAUUAAAUGUUAAUCCAACCUCCCCGAAUGAUACCAUUUGACUGAAAUAUCAUAUUAAAACAAUUAUUAGAAGCAGAUCUUGUUUGAUUAAGUCAGUCCAGUCUUUAUUUGUGUGUGUUUUAAAUGUGUGUGAAGAGGUACAAUAAAGUAUUUGUUUUCAACCGUUCUGUCAGGUACAGCAG
Callorhinchus milii (elephant shark) is the source of this 1212-nucleotide messenger RNA. Its product is annotated as arrestin domain-containing protein 5. The record is from RefSeq and is a predicted model, not a curated record. Gene Ontology annotation, cellular component: cytoplasm. Gene Ontology annotation, biological process: protein transport. Lineage: Eukaryota; Metazoa; Chordata; Chondrichthyes; Chimaeriformes; Callorhinchidae. The coding region runs from base 1 to 987 and encodes 328 amino acids. The transcript is spliced from 3 exons.